Messenger RNA from Corticium candelabrum, 1921 nucleotides. RefSeq names its product copine-8-like. Gene Ontology annotation, cellular component: plasma membrane. The record is from RefSeq and is a predicted model, not a curated record. Gene Ontology annotation, molecular function: calcium-dependent phospholipid binding. The transcript is spliced from 24 exons. NCBI's taxonomy places the organism in Eukaryota, Metazoa, Porifera, Homoscleromorpha, Homosclerophorida, Plakinidae. Bases 51 to 1685 code for a protein of 544 amino acids. Gene Ontology annotation, biological process: cellular response to calcium ion.
GGCCUUGAGUUCCCACGUCUCUAGCGCGCACAAGGUGGUCAAGAGAAAGGAUGGAGUCUUUGGAGACGGCUACGCGUCUUGAACUGCACGUGGGUUGUCGAGAUCUGAAACGCUUGCACAUGGUUGACUACUACAACCCGCCGAAUCCACUUGUAGUUCUGUACUGUCAAAUUUUACAGACUUCUUCGUAUCAAGAGAUGGGACGAUCAGAAAUAAUUAAGAAUUCAUCAAAUCCAGAUUUUCUAUUUUCCUUUUCUCUUGAUUAUUCAUUUGGUGAAUGUCAAAAAUUGAAGUUUGAAGUAUAUGAUGUCGAGAACAAGCAGGUCAAGUUAGACGAACAGGACAUGCUUGGAUUCAUGGAAUGCAAUGUUGGAGAAAUUGUCAGUGCUUUAUCAUCUAAACUUAGGAGACCAUUGUGUUCAAAAAACAAAGGCAAGUCCAAUGGACAUAUUAUUGUUUCAGCGGAAGAAUCGUCUGGAGGAAAUGACAUGGUCUGUCUGCAUUUUAGUGCAGCUGGUCUUGACAAGAAGGAUUUCAUGGGCAAAUCAGAUCCUUAUCUUGUGCUGCUUAAACGAACAGAUUCUGGCUGGGUUCCUGUUUACAAGACAGAGGUUGUGAGAAAGACAUUAAAUCCUUCAUGGAGGCCUUUAUCUUUACCUGUUCGUACAUUGUGUAACUUUGAUUAUAACAGGAUGCUGAAGAUUGAGUGUUAUGACUGGGAAAGAGAUGGAAAGCAUGCUCUUAUUGGAGCAUUUACAAGCACACUAAAUGAAUUGAUGAUGUGCAGCAGAGGCCGAAAAUCAUUUGAAUGCAUCAACGAGUCAAAGAAAGGCAAGAAAAAUUACAAAAACUCUGGAAUUAUUACACUGUUCAGAUGCAGCAUUACACCUAGACAUUCGUUUCUGGAUUACAUACGAGGAGGUUGCCAGAUUGGUUUUACUGUGGCUAUUGAUUUUACGGCAUCAAACGGUCGUCCAUCAUUGCCUACUUCAUUGCACUACAUUAAUCCAUAUGAACCAAAUCCAUACUGUAUGGCUCUCCAGACGAUUGUAGAAAUCAUUCAAGACUAUGCCACUGACAAAAUGUUUCCUGCACUUGGUUUUGGUGCCAAAGUACUACCCUCUACGGAAGUGUCUCAUGAGUUUUUCUUGAAUGGUGACAUUUGUAAUCCGUAUUGCAAUGGUAUUGAUGGCUUGUUGGAAGCUUACAGGAACACUAUGAAGAGAGUACGUUUUGAUGGACCGACCAACUUUGCUUCUGUUAUCAAUCAUGUCGCCAGAUUUGCUGGGAAGCAGAGAUCAUCUGGUUUGGGUUACUUUAUUCUUCUUAUCAUGACUGAUGGUGUUAUCUCUGAUCUGGAAGAAACAAAAGCUGCCAUUGUUCGAGCAUCCGGACUGCCAAUGUCCAUUAUUAUUAUUGGAAUUGGAGAUGCUGACUUUACAGCAAUGACUGUAUUGGAUGCUGAUGUAGUACGACUUGAGUCAAACGGAAAGUUUGCCGAAAGAGACAUUGUUCAGUUUGUUCCAUUCCGAAAUUUUGUAUCCAAGCAGAGAGGACGCGAUGCUGUCGUUGGGUCAGCUCAGUUAGCACGGUUUGUACUGGCUGAAGUCCCGGAUCAGUUUCUUCAAUAUAUGUAUGCACAUGCGAUUGAGCCAAAAGUUCCAGUCACCAAUAGCACAAGUUAAUUAUUUAGUCAAUAUUUUAGUUGAGCAGAGACAGUGCAAGUCUACGUUUAGUUGAUUUUUUGUAAGCUUAUUUGCUGAAACUUUUCCUUUCUACACUGUAGUAUCCAAUUUCUAUUUGGCUUCAAGUCUGUGACACAGUUGUCAGUAGUAGACUGACUACAUACGUACCCAGGCCUGACAUGUAAUGGUGGCAUUUACAAUGCGAGAAAAAAAGACAUGUGACAGAUGGAGACGUA